AACCAGAAGCAAUCAGUGAAUUCGCGUAGUUUUAAAAGCGAUUGCAAAUAUAUGCAACAAAUGUAUACUCGCUCUUUCAGCCCCACUGAUACAAAUGCAUGACAUUUAUUUAAACGAGCAUUCUUUAAACGAUUCGCAAAUAAUUUAAAGACGUGUAAACCAUUUGCAGAAUGACGUCAUUAAUUUCUUAGGUUUUUAUCAAAAGCGCGUUUCGGUGGUUUUGUGAGAGUGCGUUGGACAGAAAGGGAGGAGCCGCACUAAAUAAGGGGGAUGUUGAAGUUUCCAGAGGUUGAUGUCAGUGUAACUGGAUUCCUCCAGUCUGGGAACAACUGGGAACAAGAUGGCUGAGGGUGGACUGGAAAACUGCUUUUCCAAACUCUCACAAAAUCAGGACUGAAGCCACUCAGAGAAAAACAUGCAAGUUACUGUAAAUGACACGAUGAGCUCCGCUCGCGUCCGUCCUCAAGCACCGCAGGCCCAGGCGGCAUCCGCGCCCUCUCCGCCUUAUGAAGGGAUAGAGAUGGAAAAAAUGCAUCAUGAAGUGGGCCUCGGAGUGCCCGAAGAGACCCCCUCUCCACCCACCUCCAGCUCCAGACAGGCUUGGAGCCGGGAUAACCCAGGUUUUGAGCCGGAGGAGGGAAUGAUGGAAGCGGACUGGCCUCCGGCGAGCCCCGGCCGGAGGUCUGUGUCCACGGCGUCCAGCAGCAGCAUCAGCGCUCGGAUCAACAGAGGACUGUAUCCGACUCCAGCAGCACAGGAACACAGCAGCUGUGGGAAGAGGAUACUGCAAAAAAUGAGAGUGCUAUGGGAUACCCGUCUUUUGGGUGAGAGCAACAGCAACAGAGAGAUGUACCUGAAAACCAUCCUACGAGAAAUGAUCACCUACAUCCUCUUUCUGGUCACCCUCUGUAUAUUAACCUAUGGGAUGGUGAGCACCAACAUGUACUACUACACCAAAGUCAUGUCCCAACUUUUCUUGGAUACACCGCUGACAAACGGAGAACCGACAACCUUCAAAACUCUUUCAACCAUGGAGGACUUCUGGAAAUUCACAGAAGGCCCUUUUCUUAAUGGCAUGUAUUGGGAGUUUUGGUACAACAACAAGAGCCUCCCAGAAAACCAGAGUCUGAUCUACUACGAGAACCUCCUGUUGGGCGUCCCACGUCUCCGGCAACUCAAAGUACGCAAUGAGUCCUGUUCUGUCCAUGAAGACCUGCGGGAUGAGGUUUAUGACUGCUACAGUAUCUAUUCUCCUGCUAAUGAGGACAAAUCACCAUUCGGACCGAAGAAUGGCACGGCGUGGAGGUACUCUGAGGAGAGCAGGCUGGGUGAGAGCAGCUACUGGGGUCAGGUGUCGACCUACGGCGGUGGAGGAUACUACCAGGACCUGUCACGCACGCGAGAGAAGUCGGCCAAUCAGCUGCAGCAGUUAAAAAACAACCUCUGGUUGGACCGUGGCACUAGAGCAGUGUUCCUGGAUUUCUCCAUCUACAAUGGCAACGUUAACCUGUUUUGUAUUGUCAGGUUACUGGUGGAGUUUCCAGCCACAGGGGGAGCCGUGACCUCCUGGCAGUUCCAGACGGUGCGUCUUCUCCGCUACGUGUCCAGCUGGGACUACUUUGUGGGGAUGUGUGAAGUGGCCUUCUGCUUCUUUGUGCUGUAUUACCUGGUGGAGGAAGUUCUAGAGAUCCGCCUGCAUCGUUUGCGUUACUUCAAGAGCCUGUGGAACUGCUUGGAUGUUUUCAUUGUCGCGCUCAGCCUUCCAGCCAUCAUUAUGAACAUCUGCAGAACGUCAGCUGUCAGUCACAGACUUCACUUCCUGCUGGAGAACCACAGCACAUACCCCAACUUUGAGCCUCUUGCUCGCCUUCAGGUUCACUUCAACAACCUGGCUGCCGUCAUUGUCUUCCUCUCAUGGGUGAAGCUUUUUAAGUUUAUUAAUUUCAACAAGACCAUGAAUCAGCUGUCCACCACCAUGUCACGCUGUGCCAAGGACCUGAUGGGCUUCGCUAUCAUGUUUUUCAUCGUGUUCCUGGCCUACGCUCAGCUGGCGUAUUUAGUGUUUGGAACUCAAGUCAACGACUUCAGCACCUUCCAGGCCUGCAUUUUCACACAGUUCCGGAUCAUUCUUGGAGAUUUUGACUUCUCAGAAAUCGAAGAGGCCGAUAGCGUAUUGGGUCCGAUUUAUUUCACCACCUUUGUGUUCUUCAUCUUCAUGAUUCUUCUGAACAUGUUCUUGGCCAUCAUCAAUGACACUUACUCUGAGGUGAAAGCUGACAUGGCCCAGCAGAGGUCAGAGAUGGAGAUCACAGACCUCAUCAAGAAGGGCUACAACAGAGCGAUGGUGAAACUCAAGCUGAAGAAGACCUCCAUCAAUGACAUCCCAGACAGUUUGCACCAGGCUGCAGGCAAACUCAGCUUUGAUGAGCUCCGGCAAGACCUCAGAGGAAAGGGCCAUUCGGAUGCUGAGAUCGAAGCCAUAUUUGCCAAGUAUGACCUUGACGGAGAUCAGGAACUUACCGAGCACGAGCACCAACAAAUGAGAGAUGACCUGGAGAAAGAGAGAGAGGACUUGGAUCUGGAGCACAGUUCGCUGCCUAGGCCAGUGAGUGGGCGGAGCUUCUCACGCAGCCAGGACGACUCUGAGGAGGACGAUGAUGAGGACAGUGGACACAGCUCUCGUCGCCGUGGCAGCAGCUCAGGGGGCGUGUCAUACGAGGAGUUCCAAGUGCUUGUGCGUCGAGUGGACCGCAUGGAGCACUCCAUCGGCAGCAUCGUGUCAAAGAUUGACGCCGUUAUCGUGAAGUUAGAGGUCAUGGAGAGAGCCAAGAUGAAGAGGAGAGAUGUGCUUGGACGGAUCCUGGAUGGAGUCAUGGAGGAUGAGAGAAUGGGCCGAGAUCCAGAGCUGCACCGAGAGCAAAUGGACAGGCUGGUGAGAGAAGAACUAGAGCGCUGGGAGUCUGAUGACACCAUGUCACAGGUGAGCCACCAUCAGGCCACUCCCAUCAUCCCAUCAACUCAGCUCCGCCCACGCAGUUCCCGCUCACCCUCCUCUCUGUCCAACGAGGGCCCAGAUGGUGCGACCAGCGUGGCCGCCCACAUGUGAAGAGUUUUGAUUGUAAAAACAGCUCAUCAAGUCCACAAGUGACCUAUGGGUAAGCCCCGCCCCCCUAGCUACCGAAUCAACACUGUUCAUGUAUCGCAGGGUACGAUUAAAUUCAUGUGCUUUUAACCAGUUUAAUAUGAAGAGACAGUGUAGAACUUUGUGUUUUUGACCUACGCUGUACAAGACGCGAGAACAGUGAGUUCUUCGUACAUUAGCAUGAAGCGUGGACGCAUUAAUGUCUCUAGUUUUAACAAAUCUUCUUGAGCAGAUGAAAAUAGUGAUUUUAACGAGUGUGUGACAACCAGAAAAUGAAAGUUUUUGUCUUCAUCCGGAUCGACGCUGAAUGCUUAGGGGCGUUUUGCUUCGUUUUGUUCGAAUUCAGGAAAUUUUAUUGCCCAUCCUCCCGAGAUAGCUGGAAUCAGUGUUACAAGUGCUCUAGACACGUCGUUUUCCCUUUUUUUUUGAAGCACAAACCGCAUAAAAACGAGUCUUCCAGCGGAAACCUACAGAUGUCCGAGUUCCGCUCUCCGUGCAGCUGAUGCGCGACCGCCAUUGGCUCAUCUGCCUUUGAGGGGAGGGGCUUACCGAUAGGUCCGUUUGUUCUCCAGCGCAGUGCACUGGGCAGAAUUUACUCAAACGGUAUUAAAGGUCCGCCCCAAAGGCACAGCAGUAGAGUUAAAUAGUCCUGCAAAAAGCUAUUUAUUUGGGUUUCUUUAUAUUAAAGUUAACAGGGCUUUAUAAUGCGAAAGUUAAAAUGUUUUUUAUGGGACAAGGAAGUUCUAAAACACGGUUUCAUUAUUACUAAAUAAAAACACAGUUGUGUGGAUAUGCUAAUGAAACUAAUUAGAUUUUAAGAUCAGCCAGUGGCAGCUUAGCUUUGGUUCGCUCGUAUUAACAUGUAUUAACCAGGUACAUUUAAAUGCAUUUUGAAAUUGAGGUACAUUUUGCUUUUUCUCUUAGCUAUGAUUACUUUUAUUCAGCGUCUUAUUAUGCAUUCAUCCCAAAAAUUCUCUUAAACCAUUUUCAUUACAUUAGUAGCAGCCUCUAAGCAAAAAAAAUGUAAUUGAUACAUCUACUGUAUGUGAACCUUUAUAGUCACAAAAAAAUCACCUUGUCACCAUUUGGUUAUAUGUUAUUGUAAAAAUGGCUUGGAAAAAAAGUAUAUUGUGUAUAUUUUAUAUCACAUUUUUUGUACUGUAUCCUACUACGGUUGAAUGCACUGCUUACAGUGUGGAUGAAAUGCAGUUUUUAUUAGAUAUGCAUUACGCUUUCACAGUAUUAAAGUCCACAGUAUUAAAGUCCAUUUACAUCCGUAAUGAAGAAACCAGAUGGAAAGUUUACAGUAACGAAUGUAACGAAGGAUAUGAUGUUCAACAAGGAACAGUAUGUUUAUGUAUAUGUGAUGAAAUGGAAUAAUGUCUGAAAAUAUAGCUUAUAAUGCAUUUCUCACAUGAAAAGUAAACGACGAAGGCGGUCACACAAUGUUUUAUAUAUAAACUGUGUAUUUGGUAAUGAGCUUCGGUGCAAUUUUCCCUCCGUUUGCGGUUUGCUUUGCAUCUCACCUCGCUUUAGUACAAGCGCUGCAUGGUUUGCCGAACAUAUACACAUAUAUUUGUAAUAAUUUUGAUUCAAUCAUUUUGAUACGUUUUGCGUUUUUUUUAAACAAACUUCGAUUUGGAGUGCAUCUAAUUUCAUGGGAAACCCAUGUGUAUUUGUCUUAAGAUAGGAUUUACAGAGCUUUUCAUGAUUCCCUAAAUGUUACGUGUGUUGUUUCUGCGCAACUAGCAUCAAUUUUCAGAAGUUGUAUGAAUAAACAGGUGGUCACUUGUGCCAAAUGGGUCGCUCAAACAAAUCGGUGUUUGUUGCUGCUAAAGAACCAGAAAUUAUACACUACUUCUUUUAAAAGCUAAGUGAAAAGUCAACUUUUUUUUUUGUGCAAUUUCCUCUGUAACUCUCUGUGGUACUCUACAGUUUAAUAUGACAGUCAUUCAUAAUAAAAUCCAUUCAGACUCA
This is a messenger RNA of Puntigrus tetrazona (Sumatra barb), 5119 nucleotides long. RefSeq names its product polycystic kidney disease 2 (gene pkd2). Gene Ontology annotation, molecular function: signaling receptor binding; voltage-gated sodium channel activity; calcium ion binding. Gene Ontology annotation, biological process: release of sequestered calcium ion into cytosol; detection of mechanical stimulus; potassium ion transmembrane transport. The record is from RefSeq and is a predicted model, not a curated record. The coding region runs from base 416 to 3106 and encodes 896 amino acids. The transcript is spliced from 15 exons. Gene Ontology annotation, cellular component: membrane. Lineage: Eukaryota; Metazoa; Chordata; Actinopteri; Cypriniformes; Cyprinidae.